Molecule: messenger RNA, 1254 nt
Organism: Lathyrus sativus (Indian pea)
Lineage: Eukaryota; Viridiplantae; Streptophyta; Magnoliopsida; Fabales; Fabaceae
Source: the annotation of a GenBank genome assembly
AUGCUUGCUGUAUCACCAUUGAUGAGUACAAGAGAUGAGAGCCAAAGAGAGAUGGAGGAGAGUUUAUCGAUUGAAACAUGUGAUUUUGCUGAUCUUUCUGAAGGGACUUUAUUGGAAAGCAUCAAUUUCGAAUUUGACGAUGAUUUCUUCGUGUGCUUCGACGAUGGAGAUGUGUUACCGGAUCUUGAGAUGGACCCGGAAAUGCUUGCUGAGUUCUCGCUCAGCGGCGGGGAGGAAUCGGAGAUGAAUUCAUCGAUAACGGUUGUGGAUAAUAACAAGUUUUGUGAAGAUGGGAAUAUAGUUUGUGUUGAGAAAAAAUUUGAAGAGGAAGAGAAAGCAGGUUCUUCUUCGGAUUCAGGUUCGAGCCUUGGGGAGGAGAUUGUUAGCAGAAGAGAUGAGUCUGUGGUGGUGAAUCCAGUGAGUAAGGAAAGUGAGAAAGGAAGAAAAUCAUCAUCAAAAAAUAAUCAUCAAGGGAAGAGAAAAGUGAAGGUGGAUUGGACCCCCGAAUUGCACAGAAGAUUUGUACAAGCAGUAGAGCAGCUAGGUGUGGAUAAGGCUGUACCUUCAAGAAUUUUAGAAAUCAUGGGAAUUGAUUGCCUUACUCGCCACAACAUCGCAAGCCACCUUCAAAAAUAUCGAUCUCAUAGGAAACAUUUGCUAGCGCGUGAAGCUGAAGCCGCGAGCUGGACUCAGCGGAGGCAAUUGUCUUGCAAGAGAGAUGUGAACCAUUGGGUUGCACCAACCAUGGGUUUUCCGCCUAUGACUCCACCGGUGCACCAUUUUAGACCUUUCCAUGUAUGGGGGCACCAUCCCAUGGAUCAGUCCUUUAUGCAGAUGUGGCCUAGCUAUUCGACACACCAUCCACCACCUAAUUGGGUGCCUCCACGGCCGGCUCCGCCUCCUAACCCUUCGUAUUGGCACCAACGGGCUCAGAAUACACCAACCGCAGGAACACCGUGCUUUCCACAACCUCUGACAACAACGAGAUUUGCCUCUCCAACUGUUCCGGGCAUUCCUCCACCACACGCCAUGUACCAAGUAGAUCCCGCCAUAGCCGUCCCCGCCGCUCAACCAUCUCCUCCGCCACACUUAGACUUCCAUCCGUCAAAGGAGAGCAUAGACGCAGCUAUUAGUGAUGUAUUAUCAAAACCAUAUUUACCAUUGCCUCUUGGUCUUAAAGCUCCUGCAAUUGAAGGUGUGAUGGGUGAGUUACAGCGACAAGGGAUUCCGAAAAUUCCACCCUCUUGUGCUUGA